Messenger RNA from Oikopleura dioica, 435 nucleotides. NCBI's taxonomy places the organism in Eukaryota, Metazoa, Chordata, Appendicularia, Copelata, Oikopleuridae. The record is from the annotation of a GenBank genome assembly.
AUGCGAAUCGUGGACAAAGCGAUGUCAGACUCGGGCAACGGACCGAUCUUCUUUGGCUCGAUCGAAGAGACCGUCCCUCCCGCCUACGAGAACUUCUACGAGCUGCUCUACGGAGACUCAAUCGACAAAAUAGACGAACUCCGACCUAGCGACAUCGACGUCUACCGCGCUGCAGCAAAGCGCUUCGCUUCAAUGCACAUCAUCAGCGAAGAAGAGUGUCCAAGGCCGAUCACAAACUGCUACCACGCCUGGCCCUGGAACACGAGAGCGAUCAGAUCUCACUGCGAAACAGCUACUGAUCCCGCAAAGAAAUGGGUCGAGGAGCAAAUCGGGCAGGUUCAAGUUCACGGCGAUUUCCUCAACAUCAGUUCAGCCGAGGGCAUGAUCGAGUUCAUGUACGAUGUCCAGUGGGGCACCAUUUCGCCGACCGUUUGA